Messenger RNA from Paraglomus brasilianum, 155 nucleotides. NCBI's taxonomy places the organism in Eukaryota, Fungi, Glomeromycota, Glomeromycetes, Paraglomerales, Paraglomeraceae. The record is from the annotation of a GenBank genome assembly.
UUUGUCAAAGAUCCAGACCAGAAAACAAGAACUUACAAAGUUGAUGCUCUUUGCAUCGUCAAGACAGAUCAGAGAGACUUUGCAACCAUAGAAGUAUCUGGAGGACCUGCAGAGCAGGAUUGUAAACAUACAAUGGAAGACACUGAAAAGAUAUU